This is a messenger RNA of Mercurialis annua (annual mercury), 1724 nucleotides long. RefSeq names its product cytochrome P450 81Q32-like. The coding region runs from base 32 to 1570 and encodes 512 amino acids. The transcript has 2 exons. The record is from RefSeq and is a predicted model, not a curated record. NCBI's taxonomy places the organism in Eukaryota, Viridiplantae, Streptophyta, Magnoliopsida, Malpighiales, Euphorbiaceae. Gene Ontology annotation, molecular function: monooxygenase activity; heme binding; iron ion binding.
GUUUAAACAACUCAAGAGCAAAGCCAUAAUAAUGGAAGCUAUUAAUCUUUAUUUCCUCUACACAUUCCUUUCUAUUCUCUUUCUCUUUUUUGCAUAUCAAUUCUACCCCUCAAAAAACAACAAAGGAAUUAAACUUCCUCCAAGCCCACCGUAUGCUCUUCCAAUUCUCGGCCAUCUCCAUCUCCUAAAACCACUGCUCCACCGUGCUUUCUACGGCUUGUCUCAAAAGUACGGUCCGAUCAUCUCCCUCAAAUUGGGGUCCCGUCUCGUGGUGAUCGUCUCAUCACCAUCGGCAGUCGAGGAAUGUUACACUAAAAACGACAUUGUUUUGGCCAAUCGCCCUCAAUACAUUAUGAGCAAGUAUUUUAACUACAACAACAAUAAUCUUAUCUCAGCACCUUACGGUCAUCAAUGGCGCAACCUCCGUCGCAUAGCAGCAACCGAAAUUUUCUCAGCUAACCGUCUUAACGCUUUUCUAAGCAGUCGAAACGAUGAAAUAAAGCAAUUAUUAUACGGCUUAUGUCGCGCCGGAGGCCGAGAAUUUGCUCAGGUAGAGUUAAAACCUAUGUUCAAGAAUGCAACUUUUAAUAUUUUAAUGCAAAUGGUAGCAGGGAAAAAAUACUACGGUGAUGAUGUGAAUAAUGAGGAGCAGGCUACGAAAUUCAAAGAGAUAAUAGAAGAGAUUUUUAGCUUUGCUGGGGUAUCAAAUUUGGAGGAUGUUUUACCCUUUUUGAGGUGGAUCAAUGGUGGUAAGCUCGAGAAGAAACUUGAAAUUCUCUCUAAUAAAAUGGAUUUAUUUUUGGAAGAUUUGCUUGAAGAACAUCGGAGUAAGGAGAAGGGUUUAGAGAGCAAAGCAGCUACAAUGAUUGAUCGUUUGCUUUCUUUGCAAGAAUCUGAGCCGAACAAUUACAAAGAUGAGGUUAUUAAAGGACUCAUAAUGGUGAUGUUACUAGGAGGGACCGAUACUCCAACAUUAACAUUAGAAUGGGCAAUGGCAAGUUUGGUUAAUAAUCCAAAUGUCUUACAAAAAGCUAAAACAGAAAUUGAUUUACAAGUUGGACAAAAACGAUUACUUGAAGAAUCAGAUCUUCCGAAUUUACCUUAUCUUCAAAGUAUAAUAUCAGAAACCCUACGUUUGUAUCCUGCAGGCCCGCUUCUAGUACCACACUACUCCUCUAAGGACUGCAUUAUUAAUGGGUAUAACAUACCUAUAAAUACAAUUGUACUGAUAAAUGCAUGGGCUAUUCAUAGAGAUCCGACUGUUUGGGACGAUCCUUCGAGCUUUCGACCAGAGAGAUUCGAGGCCGAUCAUAGACUUGGUGUUCAUCAGACAUAUAAUUAUAUUCCAUUUGGUGGAGGGAGAAGGGUUUGUCCUGGAAUGGGGUUAGCUCAACGUAUUUUGGGAUUGACUAUUGGUUCCUUGAUUCAGUGCUUUGAAUGGAAAAGAAUGGAUGAGAAGUUGGUCGAUAUGAGUGAAGAUAAAGGCUUUGCUAUGCCUAAAGCCGAGCCAUUGAAAGUGAUGUGUAAAGCAUGUGCAAUCAUGAACGAGGUUCUUGCCCAAGCUUCUUAAUUAGAAAUAUGGAUGAAUUUGUAUGAAUAUUGUAUUAUUGUUGUUAUAAAAUAAUAUUAUGUGUGAAGUAAUAGUUUUUCGGGUAUUAUGGGGAUUACUACUUGUAUCAUUAAUAGCAUGAAUAAGGCAAUUAGAAUGGAUAAUUAGUUUUACA